This is a messenger RNA of Corylus avellana, 1723 nucleotides long. RefSeq names its product HXXXD-type acyl-transferase family protein. The record is from RefSeq and is a predicted model, not a curated record. Lineage: Eukaryota; Viridiplantae; Streptophyta; Magnoliopsida; Fagales; Betulaceae.
UAUAAGGGUCCCCAAAUGGGCCAAAUCCCUCUCCAUACACAUAUACCCGCCCACCACACAACUCCAAAAAAAACACCGAGACUUUCACUUUCAUCCUCAAACACAAACCAGAAAAAAAAUGGCAACCUCUGUGCGUGUCAAAGAGGCUGUUAUGGUCUCUCCCUGUGAGCCAACUCCAGCGCGUGUUCUCACUCUCUCAGCUAUCGACUCCCAGCUCUUCCUUCGCUUCACCAUCGAGUAUCUCUUCGUCUACAGGGCUCGCCCUGGUUUGGACCAUGGUGCCACCACGGCUUGUGUGAAGGCCGCGCUCGCCAAAGCCUUGGUGCCAUACUACCCUUUUGCUGGAAGAGUCAGGGCUAAGCCUGAUGGUUCGAGCCUCGAAGUGGUGUGUCGAGCCCAGGGUGCGCUGUUCAUUGAAGCCGCUUCUGAUAGAUUCUCAAUUACCGACUUCGAGAGGGCUCCAAAAUAUGUGACCCAGUGGAGGAAGCUACUUUCCCUCCACGUGGCGGACGUUCUCAAAGGGGCCCCACCUCUUGUGGUGCAGCUGACGUGGCUGAAGGACGGAGCAGCGGCGGUGGGUGUUGGAAUCAACCACUGUCUCUGUGAUGGAAUUGGUAGCGCCGAGUUUCUCAACUCGUUCGCUGAGUUGGCCUCUGGGAGACGCGGAGUACUACUCCCCGAGCCGAGACCAGUCUGGGAACGUCAACUUCUCGACCCAUUACCCGUAAGGCUUCCAUGCAGUAACUCAGUGACGACUCACCCCGAGUUCAACCGAGUCCCUGACCUCUGCGGCUUCUUGACUCGCUUCUCCAACGAGAGACUCGCCCCUACCUCAAUCACCUUCGAACAAAGGCAUCUCAACCAGCUCAAGAAUCUAGCUACUUCCACGAAUCCGCCGAGUAAUACUGAGUCAUCGUACACGUCGUUCGAGGUUCUUUCAGCACACGUGUGGAGGAGCUGGGCAAGAGCACUAAACUUGCCUUCAAACCAAGUUUUGAAGCUCCUUUUCAGCGUCAACUUUCGUGACCGAGUGAAGCCGAGUCUACCCAGUGGGUACUACGGCAACGCGUUUGUACUAGGGUGCGCGCAAACGAGCGUUAAAGAUCUCGUUGAAAAGGGGUUAGGAUAUGCCUCCGCGUUGGUUAGAAGCUCCAAAGAGAGAGUGGACACCGAAUACGUAAACAGGGUGGUGGAAUCGGUGAGUCAUUCAUCAGCGAGUCCGGACUCGGUGGGUGCUCUCAUUGUGUCGCAAUGGUCAAGGCUGGGGUUAGAAAAGGUUGACUUCGGCAUGGGAAGUCCGAAUCACGUGGGACCCAUUUGCUGUGAUAGAUACUGCUUGCUUUUGCCAGUCUCUGAUCAGAGGGACGCGGUGAAGGUGAUGGUUGCGGUUCCCACAAGUGCCGUUGACAAGUACAAUUAUUUGGCAAGGAGUCCAUACUCGUGAGGAGCACUGGAUUGUAACUCCCCCGUUGACUUCAUCGAUUCGUUUGACUUUUUUUUUUUUCUUUUUUCUUUAAUGUAAAUUGAUUCCCCAAGUCUAGUCCAAGGGAAGCAGUAGUUCCAUUCCAUUAUUUCCAUGAGCUUUUUUAUCUGCUUUUCGAAGGAACGUGGUUGUCGCCCCCCCAAAUUUUGCGUCUUUUAGUACGUAACGUGACCCUUCAAUAUCGUGAAUACCUCCCUGGGGCCUAGGCUUAGUUUAGCUUAUUAUCUAUCUUUGUUUAUU